AUGUCAGUGCCAGUCAAAUCAGCGAAUCGCCAGCACUCGACUUCCUUUGUUCGCAUCUCAAUCGCCAUGAAGCUAUUCGCCCCCGCCUACAUUGCUGUGGCCAUGAUGGCCAGCUCGACGCGUGCCUGGACGCUGAAGAUGUAUGACAAUCCCGACGGCACGGUGCAGAUCCACGGCUCUGGUGGGUCUAGCGACUUUUCGUGCUGGAAUAUGGUCGGCACUAGCUACAACAACAAGGCCUCGUACGUGUCGUGGUCGGUGCCGGCCGGCCAGAGAUGCACUAUCUUCUUCUACGACGACGGUGGAUGCAGCACGUGGCUGGGCCAGUACACGGCGUCCUUCAACUCGGCCUUGCCCUCGCAGCUCAACAACAAGAUUUCUUCAUAUAGAAUCGACUGUUAG
Messenger RNA from Lasiosphaeria miniovina, 402 nucleotides. RefSeq lists its product as uncharacterized. The coding region runs from base 1 to 402 and encodes 133 amino acids. The record is from RefSeq and is a predicted model, not a curated record. NCBI's taxonomy places the organism in Eukaryota, Fungi, Ascomycota, Sordariomycetes, Sordariales, Lasiosphaeriaceae. The transcript has 3 exons.